AAUCACAAGAAUUCCGAGCCCGCAAGACACACUCCACAUCUUGACAAUCCACGUCAUCAUCACUGUCAGAUGCCCUCGGCAUAUUCUUUCAUCAGUUCUCCUUCCUUCAUUUUCACUCCUCUUCUCUCCACCGCCAGCCACUGCUCCAAUGGAUGCUCUCCGGAGCCGCGUGGAGUCUUGGAUCCGGGACCAAACCGAUCGUAUCAUGGCCGUGCGCUUGCCGCAGCCUCCGCGGUGGCGCUGGUCGCCGUGGAAGGCCAGGGAUGACCGCCGGGAGCGUGAGCGGAAGCUCCGGGAGGAGUUUGAGCGACAGCGGAAGCAGCUACUUGAUCUCUGCCGAGCCGUCAAGGCCGAUUCUGUUGCGGAUCUCCAAGAAAUCCUUUCCUGCAUGGUCCUCUCCGAGUGCGUUUACAAGAGGCCUGCUUCUGAGAUGAUUCGAGCUAUCAACAAAUUUAAGUCUGACUUUGGCGGGCAAAUUGUUUCUUUAGAGCAUGUGCAGCCUUCUUUGGAUCAUGUGCCUCACCGGUAUUUGUUAGCUGAGGCAGGUGAUACACUAUAUGCUUCGUUUAUUGGCACAAAACAAUACAAAGAUGUCAUCACUGAUGUAAACAUACUCCAAGGAGCCAUAUUUCAUGAGGAUGAUGAUGAAGAUUUUGGUUUGCUUGACAUUAAGGAAGACCAAGGAGACUUGCCAAAUAAGAUAGAAGAAGUUCAUGGUAAGCCACACCAAGUAAAAACAAAGCAACUGAAGAAUAACUUGAAGCCUGCUGCUCACCGGGGUUUCCUGGCUCGUGCUAAAGGGAUUCCAGCAUUGGAGCUGUAUAAGCUUGCACAGAAAAAGAAUCAAAAACUUGUCCUUUGUGGGCAUUCCCUUGGUGGGGCGGUGGCAGUUUUAGCAACGCUUGCAAUCCUGAGAGUUCUUCUACUGUCUCCUCUGGUGAAGGAUCAUGAGAAAGUCAAUAUCAAAUGCAUCACUUUCUCUCAACCUCCUGUUGGCAAUGCUGCUCUUCGAAAUUAUGUUCAUCGGAAAGGAUGGCAGCACCACUUCAAAACUUACUGCAUUCCAGAAGAUUUGGUGCCGCGCAUAUUAUCUCCUGCUUAUUUUCAUCACUAUAAUGCUGCAAAUUUGGAGACAUCGCCUGAUAUUGAAAUUUCUAAGAUAUCCUCAGCAAAACAUGAGGGAAUCAAGAAAUCCAGUACGAUCAGUAAAGAAAAUGGAGAGCAGCUUGUGCUGGGACUUGGUCCUGUUCAGACAUCAUUUUGGAGACUUUCUAAACUUGUCCCUUUGGAGGGCAUUCAGAAAAAUUUAAACUUAUUCAAAAGAGUAGGCAAAGAUAUUAGAAAACCAUCAGCUGCAAAUAAUAGUGUGGAAUCCAUGGUUGUUGAUACUGAUGGAGAACCCCAAUCCUUGGAAAUACAAGAGGGUUCUGAAGGUAUUUCUCUUGCUCCGCUUCCUGAUGUAGGCAGAGGGCCUGGUGAAGCUAGCAACAGCCAAGAAGAUGAGAAAAGCAGGGAUAAAGUUGGUAAUUCCACAGAAUGGCGCAGAGUCCCUUAUUUGCCCUCAUAUGUACCAUUUGGGCAGCUCUAUUUGUUGGGAAAUUCAUCAGUGGAAUCGCUCUCAGAUGCGGAAUAUUCAAAAUUAACAUCGGUGAGGUCUGUUUUAGCAGAACUGAGGGAGCGCUUGCAAUCACAUUCGAUGAGAUCAUAUAGGUCCCGCUUUCAGAAAAUAUUUGACAUGUGCAUGGGUUUGGGAUCUUUGGGUUCUUCUCCCUUCCUGGGAAUUGAGCAGUUACCGCAGUUUCCAAAUUUACAACAGUUGCUUGGUUUGGCAGCUGUUGAUGGGGUUGUGCGUCUGGGCAAUAUUGUGGAGCCACCUGUUAUCCAAACUGCUACGUCUAUUGUCCCUCUUGGUUGGACAGGUGUUCCUGGAAAUAAAAAUGCAGAGCCUUUAAAAGUUGAUAUUAUUGGUCAUGGCCUACAUUUAUGCACUCUUGUCCAAGCUCAAGUAAAUGGAAACUGGUGUUCAACUGCUGUGGAAUCCUUGCCUUCAAUGCCACCUUAUUCGUCUCAACAUCACAUGCAACCCGAUUUACAGAAAAUGAGAAUCUUAAUCGGCUCCCCACUGAAAAAGCCACCAAAACAUUCUGGUUUUGAUGAUUCUUUACCCUCUGUGCUGUCCUCCCCAGUCACAGAUCUUGUCAAUGUCAAUGCAGAACAGAAAACUGGAUACUUCAGUGAAGAAAGAAGAGCAAACUGUGAAGGAUUUGAUGCUUUUGUUGUAUAUUGUACUAGUGACUUUGUCACUGUCUCCAAGGAGGUUUACGUUAGAGCGCGUCGGGUGCGAUUACUUGGUUUUGAGGGUGCUGGAAAAACUUCUCUGUUAAGUGCACUGAUUAAACAAGGUAAGCCAAGGAACAAAGCCGGCCAGGAAAAUAUUCAUCCAGAACUAAACAGUCAAGAAGUAAUGGCUGACGGAAUCAGCUAUUUUGAUUCUCCUGGAGUGAACUUGCAGGAGUUGCAUUCAGGCAUGAGUAGCUUCAGAGAAGAAUUGCAGGCUGGAGCUAAUGAUAUCCAUAGGAAGACGGAUUUGAUUGUUAUUGUUCAUAACUUAUCACAGAGAAUUCCAUGGUACCACCAAGCAGACACUCCAAAUCAUCAACCAGCAUUGUCACUUCUCUUAAAUGAGGCCCGUUGUCUUGGUGUCCCCUGGGUCUUGGCCAUAACAAAUAAAUUCUCUGUCAGUGCUGAUCAGCAAAAGACCCUGGUUAACUCUGCCAUGGAAGCAUAUCAAGUUUCUGCUGGCAUGACAGAAGUCAUCAAUUCUUGUCCAUUUGUCAUUCCCAGUGCUCCUCUACCAUGGAGCCCAGCGGAUCAGGAGUCGAGCGGGAAGACACCAGCCCAAAAUAUUAUUCUCGCUCCUAUUAAUUUUGCCCGCAUGCCAUUCCAAAGGAAAGCUAUCAUAAUGCCUGCUGAAGGCAUUGCGGCCCUUCGUCAACUCAUACACCGUGUGCUAAGGAGUCAAGAGGAGAUGUCUUUCCAGGAAUUUGCUAAAAAUAGGUUAUCUGUGGAAUUGGCUCGACGAAGGGAGACAUUAGUAAUUACCAAGCAAGAGUCCCCGGAAAAAGGAAACUCAAUAACAGCUGCUGUUGUUGGUGCCUCCCUUGGUGCUGGCCUUGGCAUUGUGAUGGCCAUUGUUAUGGGUGCAGCAUCAGCGUUGAGAAAACCAUGAAUGGGAGCAGGUAACAUUUUCUUUUGUUGGUUUUGUUGUCACAGGCAAGGGAAGCAUUGGUUGUAGAUAUUGGGUGGAGGAAUUACUUAAACAGAGCAAUUGAUUGUUAUUCACAUUCAUAUCCAUUUGAGUUUUCUCAGAGAUUUAUUCACAUAAAGGAAAAUCUGUACAUGUUUUUCAUAGAAUGUUUUGACCUAAUUUUAAGUCCCAGGGUUUAAGUCUCUAUGUAAGAGUGAAAUGAGUGCAAACCAUUCAUGAUUUGAUUUUCUAUGUGAAACUGCUCACAACCUAAUCUUAUUGAUUACUCUUCCUUUU
Messenger RNA from Dioscorea cayenensis subsp. rotundata (Guinea yam), 3544 nucleotides. RefSeq lists its product as uncharacterized. Lineage: Eukaryota; Viridiplantae; Streptophyta; Magnoliopsida; Dioscoreales; Dioscoreaceae. Gene Ontology annotation, biological process: lipid metabolic process. The coding region runs from base 149 to 3229 and encodes 1026 amino acids. The record is from RefSeq and is a predicted model, not a curated record. The transcript has 14 exons.